Molecule: messenger RNA, 711 nt
Organism: Trichoderma breve
Lineage: Eukaryota; Fungi; Ascomycota; Sordariomycetes; Hypocreales; Hypocreaceae
Product: taurine catabolism dioxygenase tauD, tfdA family domain-containing protein
Exons: 3
Coding region: 1-711 (236 amino acids)
Cellular component (GO): cytoplasm
Molecular function (GO): 2-oxoglutarate-dependent dioxygenase activity
Source: RefSeq, a predicted model, not a curated record
AUGUCAGCAACAAAGACAGUGACGCAGUCAGGCACUGCUGUCGGGAAGCUCACACUCGCAUAUGAUGAUGCGAUCCACCAGAAGCAUAUUGCCCUUGGACAGGAUUUCCAGGUUCGUGUCAAGUGGGAAGAGGGCACAGUCGCGCUGUGGGAUAACCGCGUCACAGCCCAUACUGCCAUCUCUGACUUUGACAUUCACAACCCACAGGAAGGACUCCGCCAUGGAGUCCGACUAACAACCCAGGCGGAUAAGCCAUCGGGCGUGAAUGGACUCGAAUUGAAAGCAGUCGUUUGUCCUCUUUACCAAUUCAACAAGCUCUUGAGCAAAGACCGCCAAGCCUCAGAUGGUAAACAAAUGCUGUCGCUCAACCAGAAAGAUUUAUUUGAAGUCUUUUCUUCAAUGGAAAGUGCCAUGGCACAAGCAUGCCAUAUAUACUCACUACCAACAACUAGCAGUCCCCUUGAUAGUAGCGGCUCAGAUUCAGAUUCAUCAUCCGACGAUCUCAACAGAUUGCUAGACAAGCUUCAAAAUACUGUGCGUAAGAUUCCUCCAUAUUCCCUGGGAGAGAACUCUUUGACAUGGGUGUACUUCGUUGCGGCCUCAAGGAGCCGACGCCUCGACCACAACGCCUUUUUUGUCGCUAGGCUUGCAGAGUUACUGCAACGUAUUGGACAUGACAGGGUGAAUGAGCUAUUAGCGGGACUAAUUUGA